Molecule: messenger RNA, 3970 nt
Organism: Meleagris gallopavo (turkey)
Lineage: Eukaryota; Metazoa; Chordata; Aves; Galliformes; Phasianidae
Source: RefSeq, a predicted model, not a curated record
AACUGUCUUAAAACAUUUUAGCGUUUGCUCUGCCAUUGAUUUACCUAAUUCUGGUGUGAUGUAAAGAGAUCAAAAUUGUAACAUAAGUACUAACAAAGAAACAGGGAAUAUAUGAACUGCAAGAAGUAGCAUUUUUAUAAUGACUGUAAAAAGAUAAAAAUAAAGGAAAGCCUUGAACAACUUAAAGAACAUGAAGAUUCUGAAUUUUAAGGACAAACUCACAAGCACAGAUAACCUUUUACAUAUUCCUUCUAUAAAAUGAGGUGUAUUUGACAACGUCACAUAUCCACCUUUCUGGGUCUGUAUUUCCAGAGAAGGCUUUCUCUGGGCUCUGUCUAAGGCUUAAGAAUACUGAAAUACUGUUUCUAGAGGGCUGUUACCUGCUACUGCUUCCACACUGAAGGGAAGUUGCUUUUCUCCAGCCCAUCUUUUUCAGCUGGUUUCCAAUGGUAGUGUUAAACACAACAUACUAUACCAAGCACAAAGCCUCAUUGCUGGUGUGGUCUGUUCUGCUAUUGAAAAUGUGUCAGAUAUUGGGCUGGGAGGUAUGGAAAGGUGGGAGGCUUGGAAGACAGAUGUAGAAAGAUGGUGACACUGCAGAAAGUUUGGGUGAGGAGGGAGACAGUUUGGGCAGUGGUUGCUGUGGCAGUGAUAGUGUUAUUAGGAGAAACUUGAGGAGAGGGGUUUGGGACUGACUAGUGGGACUGGGAUGAAAAACUGAGAGAAGGAAAGGAGCUGAGACAAGCAUUACUAGGAUGGAAUGGGCAGAGAAGCUCAACCUUGAAUGGGAUGAAAAGAAACUACAAAAAGAAAUGUGAUUACCUUUGUCUUGUUGUUUGUUUUUUUUCUCUCUCUCUGCCUUUUUGUUUUCUUUGUAUUCAGCUCUCGUGCAAAACGUUCUCCAAAGCAGCGCCGGCGACAUCAGAUAAACGGUAGUCCUAUCAAUGCAGAAAAAGACAGGUUGAUCACAACUGAUAGCGAUGGGACAUACAAGCGACCUCCAGGAGUCAAUAACUCUGCGUAUAUUUCUGAUCCAGAUUUGCCUCCUGAACCUCAGACGUCAUCUUCAGCAGAUCUGGGGAAGUUCCCCGGCCUGCCAUCCCACCCAGUCUCCCAGUACGUCCCACCACAGCCAUCCAUAGAAGAGGCUCGGCAGACCAUGCACUCGCUCCUGGAUGAUGCUUUUGCCCUGGUGGCCCCUAGCAGCCAAGCAGCCAGUUCCACAGCCGUCACGCCACCCGGAGUCUCUGCAGGACAGCCGAGAUAUGUGGAAUUUGGAAUGACUCCGCCAGCAGCACCAGGUCUCCUGCCAAGGCAGAACUUUGGGCCAGGUUUUCUUCAACCUGCAGAGUUAAUGCACCCAGACCAGCAGCCGCCUGAGGUUCAGUAUUCCUCCAGAGGGAUAUACUCAGAGGAAAUGCCGUCGGUGGCACGACCGCGACCAGUUGGAAGCACUGCAGGUUCUCAGAUACAGCACCUCACUCAGGUGGGAAUUGCUAGCAGGAUCGGAGGUCAACAAGUGGAGAUCCCCUCAGGCAGAGCAGGGCAUGGCCAGCCGGGGGGGCCAGGGUGGCCCCAGUACCGUGGAGAGGAUGAAUAUGCUAGGCGAGAUGCAAUGCAUAUGCAUGGACACCAAGAAUAUUCCUCCUCACCAGUAUUCCAGAUGCCGAGGACUUCAGCCAGGCAACCUUCGGCACCCCCUGCUCAGCUUCCACACAACAACCUUCAGGGCCAGGGCCUUUGCUACACCACCAGUUCCACUGAGGACCUCCAACCAGGUCACUCUUCAGCCUCUCUUAUAAAAGCAAUUAGAGAAGAACUUCUACGUCUUUCUCAGAAACAGACAACAGUGCAGAACUUCCAUAGUUGAUUUAGCAUUCCCUUGCAAAUCUGCCAGCUAUCUGCUUCCUAUGGAAGCAAAGACUUACAGGAAAUCAGCAAUGUUGUUCUCUCGAAAGAAUGGACUUUCACAGCUCUUUAGACAACACUUCUGGAAAAAAGAAAAAAGGCAGUAAAAUGAGGAGAAGACGGAGAGACUGGGAACAAUCAUCAGUGUCAUGGCAAUCAGUGGUAACUAAUCUGUUAAUAUUACGGUGCUCCUCUUCUCUUCAUACCCUCAGUACAGUCUAACAAACAAAUAAAACCUGAAGUCAAGAAGUCAACACUCCAGCAAAAAAAAAAUCACAGGAACAAACUCCAAGUGUAGUAGACUCCUUUUUCUAAGGAGAAGGCAAAGGUUUGUGCGAACUGAGGUGACAUUUUGCAAGAGAUUCCAAGUAUUCUGAUCUCUCCAGUGCUUAUGGGGAAGUGGUUUGUGUUGCUGUUCUCCAAGAUUACAAACUAUAUCAGCUCUAGGGUGUUGAAGGUGUAAUCCCACGUAAGAAUCACUUUGGUUGUCAGUAACGGUAGGACUUAGAAUAAAAGGCUUUAUGAACUACUUGUAACAAAAUGGAACAAUAAUUGUUAAAGCUCCAUGCUUCCAAAUGGAGCUACCCUCUGCACUCUUCCUUGUUUUCCUUCUGGUGCUGAAGCUUCAAGUGUUCCUUCAUCUUCAAUGUUUGCAAAGUGAAACAUUGGCCUUGUAUAACUAAGAAAAUAUCUGUAGACUCAUUCAGGCUGGAGAAACAAAGCAAAGCAUCCAAACAGAAAGGGCUUGGUAUUUAAUUUGUUUUGAAAAUCACUGAAAAAUAAGAAAGGAAUAUUCAGCCACAGUUGAAUCUGGGGAAAUGUGUAUGUAUGUUUUUAAUAUAUAUAUAUUUACAUACUACUCUUGUAAGACCAGCGAUAAAAUAUUGCCACUCUGUAAUUUGCUUUGUGGACAGAAACCAAUCCAGCCUGACUGGUACAGGGUCACCAGCAUUAUGUUUUAAAUUGAUGUCCUAAACCACUGCUUAUGUUUGGAUCUGAAUAAUUUUAGUGAAAGUCGGUGACAGUUUAGAACAUUAACAUAGGCUUAGAUUUGCGGUUUGAAGACAGUUUCUAUAUUUAUACUUGUUCCCACUGUCCCUCUGGACAAAGGGUAAGCAUUAUCCCCAUGGUAAGAAUGGUACGUGCCAUGGAACUGUUUGUCGCUGUUUUUUCCAGAGUUUUAAUUUAAUACUAGCUAUGAAUUUACUAAUAUUUGGCCAUUGCAUAACUGUAACUGAUGUAAUACAUAUGGAGAUUUUACUUAAGUCAUGAUUUGUUGGAGUGUUUUUAUUUUCAGAUCAGACUGUACAGAAGCUAGCAAACUGGCACUGAGAUGGAGAGUAAGCUCUGUGUUUGUGAGAAGGCCUAGGAGCCUUGCCUCAGAAAAAAUGAAACACAAAACUAUUCGGUGCUACAACGUGGGUAUUUCAAACGCUGUUAGAAGAUGGUAGUAGCCAAGGAGAUCAUUGGGUUGACCAAGGUAGGGCUGUGUUUGUAUUACUGGGGUAGAAAUAACAAUUGGUAAAAUGCAAGCAUGUCAUGCUGGUUUAGUAUGGUGUUCUUUGGCUACCAUAUCAGUUCCCGGCUCCAGUGUACAGUUCAGUAGCUGCAGCAGGACUAGCUCAGACUGAAAUGAAAACAGGUAGGAGGAUGCCAUGGAAGAACCCUGCGUACCUUGUUCAUGAAGUACAUAUGUAAUGUCAUUUGUUGCCAAAGCCAAGACUAGGAAGCAAUUAUCUGCUCAUGAUAUGAUAAAAACAAUGGCACAUUGCUUCCUUUUUUUAUUAGAGAACUAAGUUGUUUAUCUUUUUACCUAUUGUUGUCAGAGGACAGUAUGAAAUUGUUUGAGCAACUUCAUGUAGCAAAGCAGUAUAAAUUCAUUUCCAGUUCACUGUUCAAUACAUAGUCCUCAUGGGCACUGGUUGAGGUUUGAUUGGAGUCAGAACACCUGCAUGAUUAUGAACAGCACUAUCUACAGGUCAUUCUAUUUUGAAUUUUUAAAGCCUUUUGUGUAAUUAUCAGUUGUAGCAUAAAAAUAAAGAAACUUUUGUUUUCUGCCAGA